Messenger RNA from Plutella xylostella (diamondback moth), 1222 nucleotides. The record is from RefSeq and is a predicted model, not a curated record. Lineage: Eukaryota; Metazoa; Arthropoda; Insecta; Lepidoptera; Plutellidae.
CAUUGAAAACGUACUGACAAAUUAGUACGACGCGAAACAGCCUUUUUGUAACAGCAAUAAUUUUAUUGAAAACUUUGAUUUUAUACAAUGUUUACUCGUGUUGUGGGAAGUGCCUAAAUGUUUUAAUAGUUAACUUGUUUUAGUUAGUGUUUAAAGUAAUAGAUGCCGAGAUGUCGAAGAACAAAAUACAAGCCAGAGUCGAUAGCCAAAAUGUUGAAGUCAAAACUAAGUUUGAUGCAGAAUUCCGACGCUUCUCACUCAGCCGCUCCGAGAGGCUCAAGUAUGAGGAGUUCCGCGCGCUCAUCGAGAAGCUCCACCGACUGCACGACGUGGCCUUCCUCGUCUCCUACACGGACCCGAGGGACGGGGACCUGCUGCCCAUCAACAAUGAUGAUAACCUGGCCCGAGCGCUGAUGAAUGCCAAGCCACUGCUCAGGGUCAUUGUUCAGAGGAAAGGCGACAGCCUCGAGGAGCUGAACGGCUACGGCACCAUGCGGCCGCGGAACCUCAUCUCGAGCAUCCUCAGCGGCACGCCGGCCAAGAACAAGGGGCUGGCCAUCUCCAACCCGCACGAUUUUAGAAUGGUAUCAGCAAUCAUAGAUGUAGACAUAGUGCCCGAGACGUGCAGAAGAGUCAAACUACUGAAGCAUGGCUCCGACAGGCCUUUAGGAUUUUUUAUAAGGGACGGCACGUCAGUCCGCGUCACGCCUCACGGUGUGGAGCGCGCGGCCGGCAUCUUCAUAUCGCGGCUGGUGCCGGGCGGGCUGGCUGAGUCCACCGGCUUGUUAGCCGUUAAUGAUGAAGUGCUGGAGGUGAACGGGAUUGAUGUGGCUAGCAAGACUCUAGAUCAAGUGACAGACAUGAUGGUGGCCAACUCGUCCAACCUCAUCAUCACGGUGCGGCCGGCCAACCAGCGCGCGCCGCCCGCGCCCGAGCCCGCGCGGUCGCUGCCUGCUAGUGAACAUGAUGAUGAUAGUAGACUAGACCAGGACGACCAAGACGAGGUGGUGGACCUGACGGCCGCCACGCUGACCGACCCGCCCGACGCACACACGCAGGACGACGGACAGAUACUGCACCUCUAGCCGGCCGGAGCGGUCAAGAAAUGGGAGGAGCUAAGGAAUUUGUGUUACUUUUAUCUUUGCACAUUUUACACUCGUAUGGAAUCUUAAAAUUGGUGAAAGAUAUGUCGAUUUGGAGUCUCAGAUGCAGGGUGACGGAC